Owenia fusiformis is the source of this 3911-nucleotide messenger RNA. NCBI's taxonomy places the organism in Eukaryota, Metazoa, Annelida, Polychaeta, Sabellida, Oweniidae. The record is from the annotation of a GenBank genome assembly.
UAACAUACAUGCCAGCUGACCAGGGUGGUUUGCCAGAUCGGUAAGGUUCAGCUCAUCGUUAGUAAACAUCAAGGUCCCGUGCUCCGGGCAAAGCCAGCACCAUCGUGGAGCCCUACGUAGAAAAAACAAUUAAGAUUGUCCUGGGAGUUAAAGGGCCAAUCGCGAUGAAAGUGUGGAUAUUUGCAAUUGGAUGCGCAAUCAUACUGACGCCUUUUAUAUUUUGCGGGCACAUGGACACAGAUGGUGAUGGUAUACCAGACCACUUGGACCACGAUGAUGACAACGACGGCGUACUGGAUCAUGAGGACCACGAUGACGACAAUGACGGUAUAGCUGAUCAUCACGAACAAGACUCGGACGGGGAUGGAAUUCCAGAUGAUACUGACAACGAUGACGAUAAUGAUGGCAUUCUAGACAAAUACGAUGAUGACGAUGAUGGCGAUGGUAUUCUAGACAACGAUGAGAAGGACACUGACGGUGAUGGGAUCAUAGAUGAUCUUGAUCACGAUGAUGAUAAUGACGGCGUACCAGACUACCUAGACAUAGAUGAUGACGGAGAUGGCAUACAUGAUGAUGUCGACAAGUUCAAAGACAUUGACCACGACAGAGUACCAGAUUAUUUAGAUCCCGAUGAUGAUAACGAUGGUCUCCUUGACGAUCAAGACCCGGAUGACGAUAAUGAUGGAAUACCAGACGCCCAGGAGAAAGAUUCGGAUUUAGAUGGAAUUGUUGAUGAUCAUGAUCAGGAUUCCAACAAUGAUGGAUAUAGAGAUGACAUCGAUCUUAAAAAAGAUUCUGAUGGUGAUGGAAUACCUGACUUUACCGAUACAGAUGAUGACAACGAUGGGAUACCAGAUGGACGUGAUCCCGACCAUGACGGUGAUGGAAUCCCAGAUGCACACGAUAGGGAUCAUGAUAAGGAUGGGAUUUCAGACGAUAUGGACCUUGAUGAUGACAACGAUGGAAUUCCAGAUGUAGAUGAUCAUGAUGACGACAACGAUGGCAUACCAGAUCACAUGGAAAAGGACUCAGAUGGUGACGGUAUACUUGACGAUCAUGACGACGAUGAUGAUAAUGAUGGGGUAAUUGACCACGACGACGAGGAUCACAAAAACUACCGUUGGAAACACCGUGAUUCGGACGGGGAUGGAAUUCCAGACCAUGACGAUCACGAUGACGACAACGAUGGAAUACCAGACCAUUUAGAUGAUGACCACUAUCAUUACAAGGGCAGGCACCAAGAUUCGGAUGGUGAUGGAAUUCCAGAUCAUGAUGACCACGAUGAUGACAAUGAUGGAAUUCCAGAUCAUUUAGAUGAUGACCACCAUCAUUACAAAGGCAGGCACCAAGAUUCAGACGGUGAUGGUAUUCCAGAUCAUGAUGACCACGAUGACGACAACGAUGGAAUUCCAGAUCAUUUAGAUGACGACCAUCAUAAAUACCAGCAUGCUCAGGGUAAGACUAAAGACUCAGACGGCGAUGGAAGUCCCGACCAUGAAGAUCACGAUGAUGAUAAUGAUGGAAUACCAUACCACAAUGAUGUUGACCAUCACAAUUAUCGUGGAAAGCAUUAUGAUUCAGACAGUGAUGGAAUUCCAGACCAUGACGACCACGAUGACGACAACGAUGGAAUUCCAGAUCAUUUGGAUGAUGACCACCAUCAUUACAAAGGCAGGCACCAAGAUUCGGACGGUGAUGGUAUUCCAGAUCAUGAUGACCACGAUGAUGACAACGAUGGAAUUCCAGAUCAUUUAGAUGACGACCAUCAUAAAUACCACCAUGCUCAGGGUAAGUCUAAAAACUCAGACGGCGAUGGAAUUCCCGACCAUGAAGAUCACGAUGAUGAUAACGACGGAAUACCAGACCACCAUGAUGUUGACCAUCACAAUUAUCGUGGAAAGCAUCAUGAUUCGGAUGGUGAUGGAAUUCCAGACCAUGACGACCACGAUGACGACAACGAUGCAAUUCCAGAUCAUUUGGAUGAUGACCACCAUCAUUUCAAAGGCAGGCACCAAGAUUCAGAUGGUGAUGGAAUUCCAGAUCAUGAUGACCACGAUGACGACAACGAUGGAAUUCCAGAUCAUUUAGAUGAUGACCACCAUCAUUACAAGGGCAGGCACCAAGAUUCAGAUGGUGAUGGAAUUCCAGACCAUGAUGACCACGAUGACGACAACGAUGGAAUUCCAGAUCAUUUAGAUGACGACCAUCAUAAAUACCAGCAUGCUCAGGGUAAGACUAAAGACUCAGACGGCGAUGGAAUUCCCGACCAUGAAGAUCACGAUGACGACAACGAUGGAAUUCCAGAUCAUUUGGAUGAUGACCACCAUCAUUACAAAGGCAGGCACCAAGAUUCAGACGGUGAUGGAAUUCCAGACCACGAUGACUACGAUGAUGACAACGAUGGCAUUCCAGACCAUUUAGAUGACGAUCAUCAUAUAUAUCAUCACGCCCAGGGUAAAACUACAGACUCUGAUGGCGAUGGAAUUCCCGACCAUGAAGAUCACGAUGAUGAUAAUGAUGGAAUACCAGACCACCAUGAUGUUGACCAUCACAAUUAUCGUGGAAAGCAUCAUGAUUCGGACGGUGAUGGAAUUCCAGAUCAUGACGACCACGAUGACGACAACGAUGGAAUUCCAGAUCAUUUAGAUGAUGACCACCAUCAUUACAAAGGCAGGCACCAAGAUUCAGAUGGUGAUGGAAUUCCAGACCAUGACGACCACGAUGACGACAACGAUGGAAUUCCAGACCAUUUAGAUGACGAUCAUCAUAAAUAUCUUCACGCCCAGGGUAAAACUACAGACUCUGAUGGUGAUGGAAUUCCCGACCAUGAAGAUCACGAUGAUGAUAAUGAUGGAAUACCAGACCACCAUGAUGUUGACCAUCACAAUUAUCGUGGAAAGCAUCACGAUUCGGACGGUGAUGGAAUUCCAGACCAUGAUGACAACGAUGACGACAACGAUGGAAUUCCAGAUCAUUUGGAUGAUGACCACCAUCAUUACAAAGGCAGGCACCAAGAUUCGGACGGUGAUGGAAUUCCAGACCAUGAUGACCACGAUGAUGACAACGAUGGAAUUCCAGAUCAUUUGGAUGACGACCAUCAUAAAUACCACCAUGCCCAGGGUAAAAAUAAAGACUCAGACGGCGAUGGAAUUCCCGACAAUGAAGAUCACGAUGAUGAUAAUGACGGAAUACCAGACCAUCACGAUGUUGACCAUCACAAUUAUCGUGGAAAACAUCACGAUUCGGACGGUGGUGGAAUUCCAGACCAUGACGACCACGAUGAUGACAAUGAUGGAAUUCCAGAUCAUUUGGAUGAUGACCACUAUCAUUACAAAGGCAGGCACCAAGAUUCGGACGGUGAUGGAAUUCCAGAUCACGAUGACUACGACGAUGACAACGAUGGAAUAACAGACCAUUUAGACGAGGAUCACCCUCAUUUUCAUCACAAACGAGGAAAGCAUUUUGACUCAGAUGGCGAUGGAAUUCCUGAUCACGAUGAUUAUGAUGAUGAUAAUGAUGGUAUACCCGAUCACUUAGAUGAAGACCAUCACCACUAUCGAGGAAGAUAUCAUGAUUCGGACGGCGACGGAAUUCCAGACCAUGACGACGACGACGAUGAUAACGACGGAAUCCCAGAUCACCAAGAUGACGAUCACAUAAAAAAAUCUGCAAGAAUUAGAACUGAAUUAUGAUAUUCUUAAUGAACUUAUAAAUUGACAUUUUAAUUUUUCUAUCUUGUACUUUUGAUACUCGUCCUCAAAAUUAAAUACAGGUCCCUGCAUUUGAUUUUGGCGAUUUUAACAACAGACUUAUUUAAAAUCCUACAUUUCCCAGUUAUCCUAUAAUUCAAAACUCUUGUUUGAGACUAUGCCUUUUUAAUGAUAUAAAACCAUUCCAUUUUGACUGAAUAU